Messenger RNA from Nomascus leucogenys (northern white-cheeked gibbon), 1643 nucleotides. RefSeq names its product 3-hydroxy-3-methylglutaryl-CoA lyase (gene HMGCL). Gene Ontology annotation, molecular function: hydroxymethylglutaryl-CoA lyase activity. Lineage: Eukaryota; Metazoa; Chordata; Mammalia; Primates; Hylobatidae. The record is from RefSeq and is a predicted model, not a curated record. Gene Ontology annotation, biological process: ketone body biosynthetic process; L-leucine catabolic process.
GGGGCGGGGCCUCGCCCACCAGACGUGCCGUCGGUCACGCGGGGCCCAGCUGGACUGCCGCGGGGGAUUCUGGGCCAAGAUGGCAGCAAUGAGGAAGGCGCUUCUGCGGCGACUGGUGGGCUUGGCGUCCCUCCGGGCUGUCAGCACCUCAUCUAUGGGCACUUUACCAAAGCGGGUGAAAAUUGUGGAAGUUGGUCCCCGAGAUGGACUACAAAAUGAAAAGAAUAUCGUAUCUACUCCGGUGAAAAUCAGGCUGAUAGACAUGCUUUCUGAAGCAGGACUCUCUGUUAUAGAAGCCACCAGCUUUGUGUCUCCUAAGUGGGUUCCCCAGAUGGGUGACCACACUGAAGUCUUGAAGGGCAUUCAGAAGUUUCCCGGCAUCAACUACCCAGUCCUGACCCCAAAUUUGAAAGGCUUCGAGGCAGCGGUUGCUGCUGGAGCCAAGGAAGUAGCCAUCUUUGGAGCUGCCUCAGAGCUCUUCACCAAGAAGAACAUCAAUUGUUCCAUAGAGGAGAGUUUUCAGAGGUUUGACGCAAUCCUGAAGGCAGCGCGGUCAGCCAAUAUUUCUGUGCGGGGGUACGUCUCCUGUGCUCUUGGCUGCCCCUAUGAAGGAAAGAUCUCCCCAGCUAAAGUAGCUGAGGUCACCAAGAAGUUGUACUCAAUGGGCUGCUACGAGAUCUCCCUGGGGGACACCAUUGGUGUGGGCACCCCAGGGAUCAUGAAAGACAUGCUGUCUGCUGUCAUGCAGGAAGUGCCUCUGGCUGCCCUGGCUGUCCACUGCCAUGACACCUAUGGCCAAGCCCUGGCCAACACCUUGAUGGCCCUGCAGAUGGGAGUGAGCGUCGUGGAUUCUUCUGUGGCAGGACUUGGAGGCUGUCCCUACGCACAGGGGGCAUCAGGAAACUUGGCCACGGAAGACCUGGUCUACAUGCUAGAGGGCUUGGGCAUUCACACGGGUGUGAAUCUCCAGAAGCUUCUGGAAGCUGGAAACUUUAUCUGUCAAGCCCUGAACAGAAAAACUAGCUCCAAAGUGGCUCAGGCUACCUGUAAACUCUGAGCCCCUUGCCCACCUGAAGCCCUGGGGAUGGUGUGGAAAUAGGGGCACACACAGAUGAUUCAUGGAUGGGGACAUGGAAAUAAGAAUAGGUUAAAUGGUGCAGGUACCUCAUAGCCAGCUCUACACAGAGGUCUCUCCUGGCAGAAAGCAGGCGAGGGGCAGGAGGAGCUGCUUGGCAGAAGGACCUCCUGCCCAGACCUGAGUAGGAGUAAGAGGCUUUGAGGGCUGAAGUCUCCCUUCGUUAGGGACCCUGGCCCAGGAGUUGAAUGCCUGAGGACAUGUGGGAACCCCAUUCCCUACUUAGCAUGAUCCUUGAGUCUCCUCUCUGGAUGGAAUCCGUAGCUGGCCACUCGCCACCCUCUACACAGCUCCACCCUGCCAUGGCCUUGGGGCCCUUGCUGUCUGACUUCUCAGGACACAGGUCAUGGAGGUUCUUCCCAAGCUGGCAGAGGCCAUUUGUGGAAAGUGGAGAGCUUCGUGGUGGCCAUCUGCCAACUCCAGCAUCUCUGGAAAAUCUCCACGCUGAAUGUGAUUUUUGAAAACAGCUUAUGUAAUUAAAGGUUAAUGGCACAUCAUAAUUCCAGCA